GACACGAACCAAUUGCGCCGACUCUAGUUCAAUCGGCAGCCUCGAGGAUGAAGGGGGGGCAUCCAUGACCCUUCCCGCCACCAAUGGACCGAGCCGACGGCGUCAAUCUUCUCUGGGAACUGGGACGGCGCAGAGCCUCAUGCUGAGGUCUGUGCCACACACCCAAUUUACCAUCGGUGCACAAUUGGGAUUGAUUCGACUAUGGCCGCUAGCACUAUGUAGCCGAGUCAAUUCUCGGCUGCGCCGCUCCGGGGCUGAUUUGCCCUAGGAUCCUGCAGAUUGAUCGCGAACCUGGGCCAUUUCAUUCGCUGCCGCGCCCGCCAGGCUGGACGCAACCCUCCCAAAUCGGAACAGAGCUGCUCCAUGUUUGCCCCCUCUUACUCGCCUGUGGUCGCGCUGGAGCAUAAAGAGUCGAGCUGCCAGAGCCUGGUGGUUUCCAGGUAAACCAGGCUCCUAGGUCCCUAGAAUGACGCGCCAACAUGUCGCUCCGUCCAAAUCAGCCGACACGGCCGUCCCUGAACCAAGGUCACCGAUCGAAUACCUGGGUCGUGACACCUGCAAAGCCACUGACCCAUGUUGAUCAAGACCUCGCCCCUCCGGCCUGUCUUUCGGCCGAGCCGCAUGGCCCUGAGGCCGUUCGAGACCCCCUCCAGCACUAUUUUGGAUGCAUUGAAAUUUCCGAGCGCCGUAACUUUCUCGACUUGGAGAUUACAGCCGAAGACGGUUCAAAGAUCAAGAAUCCAAUAUGGGAGUACGAAGCGGAGCUAGAGCGCCAGAAGCUCAAGGCGCAGGUCAAGACUCCGAACGAAAGCGGUCAGCGUGAAGAAAAAGAGGCGGCCAGGAUUGCACAAGAACAAGAGGUGGCAAUUCGCGUGGACAAGAAGAUUGGGAGUAUAGCAGUCGCUAUCGAUGCCCAAUACAAGAGGACGUUGAUACUGCGAGAGGCUCUCCGCAACGCACCCGACCCAGGAGCUUCGGCGCCCAGUAACGCCUCCCAGGCCACCACGGCCCCUCCGCCCGAGGUGAAAUGUGGCCAUCUGGUUCUCCGCGUCGAGGAAAGCUCCAAGGCCUGGAGGGAGUCAAAAGAGUACGAAGAUGGGAUUCUAAAGGUCCAGGCUUGGAAGGAGAGAGAAGAGUACAGAGGUUGGAUGGGAAAGUUUGGGCCAUUCCGCAGUGCCUGCAAGAAGAGAGUCGUUGAUCGAAACAUGCCAGACUCGGCAAUGGACCCGAACCGUGAAAAGAUCAGAGAAGUGGUCAAGAAACACCGGAAUGUCCAGAAACUUGACUCGGAAGUCGGCGACUACGAUCUUUUGAGAGAUGUCAACGCAUAUCUGAUACAAUACACGGGUACGAAAGGCGACAAAUCAGUCAAUUCUGUUGCAUCCACCUUAACUGCCACUAGGGACGUCCCCCCAACAACAGAUUCUUUCUCGCUGCCUAUGGAUAGCUCGGCAUCUGCCCGGCAGAGCAUGCAAGACGACCAUUUCAAGCCCACCGACGAGGAGCUAACAGACAUUCGAUUCAAGGGCAGGUUUCCCGACCAGCGGUUGUCUAUGAGUCUACUCCUCGACGACACACCGGAGCCGGGCAGUAAUAUCCUCUGGAAAGGGCUCUACACAGAGAAGGAUCCGAAGCGCAUACGAUAUUUCCACAUUCCGUCUAACAAUAUGGAGUGGAUAGAGCAAGUAAUUGCCGGGUACUACGGCGAGAAACGCCCAGACCUCGGGAGCAGCCAUCGGGAGCCGCUAGUGAAGACCCAAACUCGAAUGCUUCUCAGGCCCCAGUUUUGGCGUGGCCAGCAGAACGGCACACGCAGCGGCGUCGUUCACGCAAGGCAUAUGCGACCCCUCUGCGAGCGAAUAUCUUCAGAGAUCAAUGAAAUCGAAGACAACCCAAAAAACAUCGUUCUUUUUAUGCCGUAUCUGCACUGGGAGACGGACAGAAUGAGAAGCUCAGUAGCGAGAAUGAUUGACUUUGAGUCACAGAAACAGCGUGUGAAGACAGAAUCAUACAACUUGGAGAAGAGAAAGGAGCGCAAGAAGAUCCGGGAACAUCUGGUGUCUGGCGCAAGAAAAACAACACACGGAAACGAGCAUCCAAACCAGCAGAUUAUCGACAGGCUCAGUCGUAGCGAAGCACCAGCAAAGAAGGAUGACAUCCGGAUCGAGAGAUCAAUGUCCCAACUCUUCAAAGAUGUUGCUAUACACAUUGACACUGACCGCCACGGCCGACUGAAACUCAAGAACAUGAAUCGCCUGGGCCAGUAUCUUCUUGACGCUGCACGGCUUUACGAGGGCAUGUCGACCUGGCGAGACCAGAAUAUGCUGGAGAAGUAUCUGUACCACGAGCCCCCCCUUCACCCUCGACGGACAUUGGACCAAUCAUACUACUGGACCUUGAAGACAACGAAGGUUCGUGACCGGGAUCAGGUCGUUUACCGCGGAACCAACAUGGAUCUUGAGUUCCGCCACAAGCUACACAAAAAAGAGCCAGAGAAGAAGGAAACAAUCUUAUCUAAAUGGAUGCGGGCUAGACCCGCCACACUAAGCCCCGACAGCCCAAAGUCGGAGAAUGAGUACCAAUGGACGGACCACUGGAGCCGAACAGACGAGCACGGGUGCGACCAUUGUAAGAACGACAUCAAAAAGGUUUCACAACUUAUUAUGGUGGACCAGCUGUGGAUGUGGGUCCUUGACGAGCAGACCAUUGUCACGUCAUUUCCGAGGCGAUACGGUUACAACAAACAUGACCUUUCUGGAAUCCACAAGUCGAUCCGAACCCGGCUGAAGUCUGCCCGCAACAACCAGAUACGAUCGGUCUACGACCUUGCCCUCAUAAUCCUAGACGAGUGCUCCAAUACUUUCUUUGAUCGAACCAAGACCGAGGACAGUCAACCUCAGGUCAUGGAUAUUUUCUCCGAGGCGAUUGGCAAUGUGACAAACCAACACACCAUUUCAUUCCAGCACGUAUGGCAUUGGACGCAGAAGGCGUCGCACGUGUAUCGGUCCAAGUCCAAGUUUGUUGACUCAUCCCAACUCCAUGUCCCCUUGCUCGAUAUCCACCCCGAAGGUAAGCUGCAGCGCGAAGUCAAGGACAUUAUCGACGAGCUUGAUAUCAUGAUCCACAUCCACCGGAAGCAGAGGGAGGUGAUCAGGAGAUUCUGCAAGCAUGUCGAACAUAUCUUGGACCCCGAGGGCCAGUGGAAAGAUGGGCCAUGGGAUCAGCGACAUAAUGAACACAUGGAUUUGCACCGACCAAAUCGUUUGCAUAACGAUCCUGGCAGGGAGCGCGACAGGGCCACGAAAAAGGACCAGCUGUCCUGGUUCCGCAUGCAGUCUCAAGAGCUGCUUUCCGAGGUGGACGACCGGGUUGACGAGCUCGAGGGGCUGAGGAAAGGGGCCGAGAGCACGGCCACAAGUGUCAACGAUCUUCUGUCGUUGAAGCAACAGCAAGCUAGCGUCGUGCAGGCCUGGGAGUCGGUCAACCAAGCCGAAGAGGCAGUCCGCCAAGGACGGUCAAUCAUGAUGUUCACCACUAUCACUAUCGUUUUCCUGCCUCUUUCCUUUAUGACGAGCUUCUUUGGCAUGAACAAUAUCGAGUUUGGAAGCAGUGGCACGUACUGGACCAUCGCCGAGCAGAUAAAGCUUAUGCUCCCCAUAUCCUUUGGAAUUGUCCUUAUUUCUAUCAUCGUCACAUUCAGCAACCUGUUGCGGGCCAGUGUAUGGUCCGUGUACACCUACGUCGUUACCUGGCUCAUGGUCAAACUCGGCCUCUACAGGGUCUGGCUUACGUUCAGCGAUGAGUGGCACGCGCAACGACUCAUGCAAAAAACUGAAGAGGAGGUGCGGAAGAUGAAGGACGAGAUCCGCAAAGCCAAGAAGAUCAGAAGGUCAGAACGGCCCUUUUGCAAAAAGGACAAGGACAACGAGAACAAGGAGGGAGAGGGCACCGAGAACGAGGCAAAGAACGAGCACCGCAGUAGUCGUCCGAGUUUCUUUUCAAUCGAGUUGAACAAUAUUGAAGAUGGCCAUCCAAACCCGGGUACACAACGCAAACGCACCGCUGACACUGUCGCGAAUGGGAACGGUACGGGGAAUCACGCAGACACUUCAUCCCGAGACCAUUUCGCACCGCCAAACGGCCAGAGACCACCCAGUGCAAGCUCGUCGCAGCCCGUCGAGGAGCGAGUGUCAAGGGUCGAUGUUCCGAGUGCGCCGGCAGUCCAGAUGCAGCCAGAGCAUAUGGUAUGACUAAUGUAACAUUACUUUUCUUUCUUUUCCUGUUGUUGCGACACUGUUAGGCUAUGUUUGUCUCGGGAGUUUCAGAGAGCAGAUGAGGACAAGAUUCGUGUUCAGUGUCAUGUUUGUUUGUGAGUCAGGCGGCGUUUUGACAGCUCUGGCAGGAGGUUUCUGGUGGGGUUCUAUCGUCUCAUCAAAGACGUUGUUCACACAAUAGCUUUUCUAUUUUACGGAGAACGGCCCUAGGCCCCUUUGGAUUAUGAUUGUGGGAGCCGAAGCUUCGCGCGGAUUUUAUUAGCUCAAUAUUUGACGGCC
Molecule: messenger RNA, 4553 nt
Organism: Lasiosphaeria miniovina
Lineage: Eukaryota; Fungi; Ascomycota; Sordariomycetes; Sordariales; Lasiosphaeriaceae
Exons: 10
Coding region: 480-4250 (1256 amino acids)
Biological process (GO): transmembrane transport; metal ion transport
Cellular component (GO): membrane
Molecular function (GO): metal ion transmembrane transporter activity
Source: RefSeq, a predicted model, not a curated record